This is a messenger RNA of Nicotiana tabacum (common tobacco), 1378 nucleotides long. RefSeq names its product DNA-3-methyladenine glycosylase 1-like. The record is from RefSeq and is a predicted model, not a curated record. Gene Ontology annotation, biological process: DNA alkylation repair; base-excision repair; base-excision repair, AP site formation. Gene Ontology annotation, cellular component: nucleus; protein-DNA complex. Gene Ontology annotation, molecular function: DNA-3-methyladenine glycosylase activity; alkylated DNA binding; DNA-7-methylguanine glycosylase activity. NCBI's taxonomy places the organism in Eukaryota, Viridiplantae, Streptophyta, Magnoliopsida, Solanales, Solanaceae.
AUAUAUAUAUAUAGUAUUGGUGCAAAUAUUCACAUUAAAAUUUUACCCCCUCCGCCCCUCACAGCGUCACUCCUCCAAAAUCACAAAAGCUGAAACAGUGACAGUGCUGCCUUCAAAAUCUUCAACAAUGGGCGAAGAAUCAGAAUCAGAAUCUCCAUCUCAACCCAACCCUAACACCACCACCUACCUAACCAAUGUACCCCGCCAAACUCAUUCACCCCCCUCCAAACUCCCUUCUCGGCCCAGAAAAAUUCGCAAACUUUCCAACACUACAGAUUCCCACAAUAAUUCCGUACCAAGAAUCGUCCCUUGUUCACUUUCAUCGAAAGGUGAACUAGAAUCAGCCAUUAACUACCUCAAAUCCUCCGACCCAUUACUUAUCCCAUUAAUACAAACUUACCCACUUCCCAUUCUUGAACUUUCUCAACCCCCUUUUCUUGCCUUGACAAAAAGCAUUCUUUUUCAGCAAUUAGCUUUGAAAGCUGGUUCCUCAAUUUAUUCUCGAUUAAUCUCUCUUUGUGGUGGUGAGUGUAAUAUAAGUCCAGAUAUUGUUUUAGGAUUAACCCCACAACAGCUUCGUCAAAUUGGGAUAUCUGCUAGAAAAGCAAGUUAUUUACAUGACCUAGCAAGGAAGUAUCAAAAUGGGAUUUUGUCUGAUAAGUCAAUUGUGGAAAUGGAUGAUAAGUCCCUUUUUGCUAUGCUUACUAUGGUCAAUGGAGUGGGGCCUUGGUCAGUUCAUAUGUUUAUGAUAUUUUCGUUGCAUAGUCCGGAUGUUUUGCCAAUACAUGAUCUUGGUAUUAGAAAGGGAGUUCAAAUGUUAUAUGGGCUUGAGGAUCUUCCUAGGCCUUCGCAAAUGGAUCAGUUGUGUGAGAAGUGGAAGCCUUAUAGAUCGGUUGCUUCUUGGUAUAUUUGGAGGUUUGUAGAGGCAAAGGGGGCGAAUUCGAAAGCAACUAUUGUGGCGAAUUCUGAUGUUAGUUUGCAGCUACAGCAGCAAAUGUUGCCAAUGCAGCAGCAACAGCAACAUCAGCAUUUCUUGGAUCCUCUUAAUGGGAUUCUUAAUGUUGGGGCAUGUGCAUGGGGACAGUAAGUGAAGGCAGAGAGUUGUCAGUUGGCUGUGUGAGUUUUUUGGGGUCGCAAAUAGCUACAAUUUUAGCCACAGGUUAUCAAGCUGAGAACAUUGUAAAUUCACUUUGUAACUUCAGCAAGAACUUUUGUUGCGACUCAUCUUUUUUUGACAGAGGAAGGACACUUUGGAACUGUCUUGGAACAUAUUAUAUCACCUCAGGAAAAGAAAAAGAAAAAGCAAGAGAAGAGUUAACCAGUUGGUACAAAUCUCCCAUGUUGGUUUUGAGAAUUAAAGAGAAUAUUCUUGGUUUCA